UUAAUGGCUUUUCAAAAUUUGGACUCUUAUCUGUGUUAUUUUGUACAACAGGUGAGUGGGCGGAGGAAUCUGAAUGUCUUAUAGAUAAUUCAGACCUCAUUUUCUUCACAAGAAAGACCCCACAUUUUCUCCAUCAUCAUUUUAAACCGGCUUCCUUGUUUCACAUGCCGAUAGCUUUCUUAUCCUCAUCAUCCCAUAGAAUAAUUCUGAAGAAGCCUUUCUAUAAGUAUCAUCAAGUUCUGGUGAUUUAGCAGCUCCACAAAGCUUCCUGCUUUGCAUUCUCUGUGUUCUUGAUAUAUAAUUUGUAAUCAAGAUGUUGGCUAUAUUUAAUAGCAAAGUGGCAGAAGGGCCAGAAGAAAUGAGGAUGAGCAGUCCAGACAUCAAGAAGUCUUCAUAUGAUCUCUUCAACUCUUUUCAGGACGCCUUUCCACAUGCUCUCUCUUUAAAGAUGGAGGAUAUUGCAUACAUGGCCUAUACAAAAGAUACUCAGUCAUUUCUCCGCCCCAGGUCAUUUGCAGUUAAGGAUGACUGUUUCUGCUUAUUUGAAGGCAACCUAGAGAAUCUUCCAAGCUUGAGACAGCAUUAUGGGCUCUCAAAAUCUGUAAAUGAGGUUUUACUGGUUAUAGAUGCUUACAGGACACUCAGAGACCGUGCUCCAUACCCUGCAACUAAAGUGGUUGGACACUUAGAGGGUCAAUUUGCCUUUGUUAUUUUUGACAGAACUACCCAAACUGUAUUUGUUGCUACUGACUCUGAGGGAAAAGUUCCCUUAUACUGGGGUAUCACUGCAGACGGUUAUCUUGCAUUCUCAGAUACUGCAGAGGUGUUGAAGGAAGCUUGUGGAAGGUCCCUGGCAUCCUUCCCUCAAGGUUGUUUAUUUUCGAGUAAUUUAGGCUUGAGAAGCCAUCAAGAUCCAAGCCAAAUGGUGAAGGUCACUCCCACAAUGGAUAAUGAGAUGUGUAGCACUACCAUUAAGGUUGAAGGAGAAAGCCACAUCCCUACUCCCAUCAUGUGAAAAAUACCAUUUUGGAACAAAAAUACGUAUAACAUGAGAGGAUAAAAAUCCAUGGUUAAUUUGUUUUAGGAAUCUUAUAUGGGUUUAUAGGCUCCAUGUGUAUUUGAGUGAGAAACUUUAGAAUUCCAACUUACUUAUAGACGCUUGUAGCAUGGGUGUUAAAACCAUAGCUUAAAUGCUUGUAUUUUUAAUAUGCCUUUUUAUUAAUUUUCCAUCAAAUUGAGUUCUA
Cryptomeria japonica (Japanese cedar) is the source of this 1244-nucleotide messenger RNA. RefSeq names its product stem-specific protein TSJT1. NCBI's taxonomy places the organism in Eukaryota, Viridiplantae, Streptophyta, Pinopsida, Cupressales, Cupressaceae. The record is from RefSeq and is a predicted model, not a curated record. The transcript has 5 exons. Bases 314 to 1015 code for a protein of 233 amino acids.